Messenger RNA from Sphaeroforma arctica JP610, 664 nucleotides. RefSeq lists its product as hypothetical. Lineage: Eukaryota; Ichthyosporea; Ichthyophonida. The transcript has 4 exons. The record is from RefSeq and is a predicted model, not a curated record. Bases 6 to 533 code for a protein of 175 amino acids.
CAUACAUGUUCAUUGUUGGAUGCUACAUACUAACAAAUCAGAGAGUAUCCUUAAACAUGGGGGACGCACGCGGACAAGGCACUACGAGACAGAAAGUGUCGCUGGUAGAACAAGUCAAAUUCAUGCGAGAAAAUGGCAGAGACGAAGAGCUGGCACGAAUGAAGGCUUCACUCAGCACAAGCAGGCCUGUGGAAGCAAUGACGAGACAAACAGAGGAAAAGAUAUACAAAGCCACGGAAAAUGUCUCCAAGUCCAUCUUCAUGCUUGCGCACGAGCCUUCCAUCGGACUAAACCGUAUCAUGGAGCACGUGGGCAACUCAGUACCGCGCUUCGCCGAGAAGAAAUACGCGCUGAAACAGGACAUUGAGCGCUUACAGGGAACGGUGUUUGAUGCCACGUUCUCUUUGGAGACUCUCAAGGGUAUCGGGGCGGCGUCUGGUCGGUUCCAGAGCAUGUCCGACAUACUCACCGAAACCACCAGAGAGUUGGAAUCAUCUUCAUCUGCGACGAAACUCGCGGAGAGGAAGCCGUAAGCACCAUACCCCACAUACUCCACACACAGCUGAUAUAUCAAGCAUCACCAAUGGUACCUAUGGUACCUAUAAGGCGCUUCAGCAUCAAUAGGCUGCCAGUGGAAGUACAUGAACAUGUCACAGACACAGCC